GUGUGUUUGAUUGGUGGUUUUAAGUUAUGCGUAAACAUUUUCAAUGGCCUAUAGUUUCAAUUUUGAUAUAGUAUAAACUGUUUGUACCAAGUAUAGAAUAAAUCCAUGGCUAUAGAUCACAGAGAGUUGUCAUUGAUGACUAAAAGUAGAUUUCAAAAGAAAUAGAAACUAUGUGCAGACCAUAACAUACCGAAAGACGGAAGAGAAAUUAAGAAAGUGAUAAAAAUUAAAAUAAACUAAAAUAAACUUUGGAUAUACCCUUAAGAUGCCGGAGACGAAGCUUCUCCGAUCUAUUCUAUAAAUUUCCGAAGUUUGUGAAACCACAAUCACAACCCCUUUUCCUAUCUCUCUCUAUCAAUACUUUUCUCUCCUUUGGCCUCGUCCUUCUCCUUUGCCAACGUUACUACAACGUGACGGAGAAACAAGAGAGGCUAAGAUGGCUGAACAACAACUAGGAGUGCUGAAGGCACUCGAUGUGGCAAAAACGCAACUUUACCAUUUCACGGCGAUUGUCAUCGCCGGAAUGGGUUUCUUUACAGAUGCUUAUGAUCUGUUUUGCGUCUCCUUGGUGACCAAGCUUCUUGGCCGCCUCUACUACUUCAAUCCGUUGUCUGAAAAGCCUGGUUCACUGCCCCCUCAUGUUGCGGCGGCGGUCAACGGUGUGGCCCUUUGUGGAACCCUUGCUGGUCAGCUUUUCUUUGGAUGGCUGGGUGACAAGCUCGGAAGGAAAAAAGUGUAUGGUAUUACUUUGAUCAUGAUGAUCGUGUGCUCCGUGGCUUCUGGUCUAUCUUUUGGUAACAAAGCCAAGGGUGUCAUGACCACCCUUUGCUUCUUCAGGUUUUGGCUGGGAUUCGGUAUUGGAGGUGAUUACCCUCUUUCUGCUACCAUUAUGUCUGAAUACGCUAACAAGAAGACUCGUGGUGCUUUCAUCGCUGCCGUGUUUGCUAUGCAAGGUGUUGGUAUCUUAGCCGGAGGUUUCGUGGCACUUGCUGUCUCUUCCAUUUUCGACAAAAAGUUUCCAGCUCCGACCUAUGCAGUCAACAGAGCUCUCUCAACGCCUCCACAAGCUGACUAUAUUUGGAGAAUCAUCGUCAUGUUUGGUGCUCUACCUGCAGCUUUGACUUACUACUGGCGUAUGAAGAUGCCUGAAACUGCUCGUUACACCGCUUUGGUUGCAAAGAACAUCAAACAGGCCACACAAGACAUGUCCAAGGUCUUACAAGUGGAGCUUGAGAUGGAGGAAAGAGCAGAGGAUAUCGUUAAAGACCCUAGACUUAACUAUGGCUUGUUCUCCAAAGAGUUUGCCAAACGUCAUGGUCUUCCCCUCCUUGGAUGUACCUCCACAUGGUUCUUGCUUGACAUUGCAUUUUACAGCCAAAACUUGUUUCAAAAAGAUAUCUUUUCAGCUAUUGGAUGGAUCCCAAAGGCAGCAACCAUGAACGGAAUCCACGAGGUUUUCAUGAUUGCUAGGGCACAAACACUCAUUGCACUUUGCAGUACCGUCCCCGGCUAUUGGUUCACGGUUGCAUUUAUUGAUAUUAUGGGAAGGUUUGCGAUUCAGCUAAUGGGUUUCUUCAUGAUGACCGUCUUUAUGUUUGCGAUUGCCUUCCCUUACGACCACUGGAUCAAACCGGACAAUCGUAUCGGUUUCGUGGUUAUGUACUCACUUACCUUUUUCUUUGCUAACUUUGGUCCAAACGCAACCACCUUCAUCGUACCGGCUGAAAUCUUCCCAGCCAGGCUAAGGUCCACAUGCCACGGAAUAUCAGCCGCAACAGGCAAGGCCGGAGCCAUCGUGGGAGCUUUUGGUUUCCUAUACGCAGCUCAACCACAAGACAAGACCAAGACAGAUGCAGGAUAUCCACCGGGCAUCGGGGUCAAGAACUCUCUGAUCAUGCUUGGUGUCAUUAACUUUGUCGGUAUGCUCUUCACCUUCCUUGUCCCUGAACCCAAGGGAAAGUCCCUUGAAGAGCUCUCCGGUGAGACUGAGGCUGAGAAAUAAUCAUAUGAGAUGUAACAUUUGGUUUGUUUGAUCUUUCUUUUCUUUUCAAUUUCAAUGUCCCUUUGAGUGAGGUACUAAAAACGGUUGUUUGUAAUGUGUACUUCAAUUUUUACUGUCCUGUGUGAAAACCUUCUAAUCCACACUUUGUUAUUAUCUAAUCAUCAAUCUCAAUGAAUUAUUUUUCUAAUUUGAUCUUC
Brassica napus (rape) is the source of this 2199-nucleotide messenger RNA. Its product is annotated as probable inorganic phosphate transporter 1-3. NCBI's taxonomy places the organism in Eukaryota, Viridiplantae, Streptophyta, Magnoliopsida, Brassicales, Brassicaceae. The coding region runs from base 437 to 2002 and encodes 521 amino acids. The record is from RefSeq and is a predicted model, not a curated record. Gene Ontology annotation, cellular component: membrane. Gene Ontology annotation, molecular function: phosphate transmembrane transporter activity. The transcript has 3 exons. Gene Ontology annotation, biological process: transmembrane transport; phosphate ion transport.